Messenger RNA from Arabidopsis arenosa, 1370 nucleotides. The record is from the annotation of a GenBank genome assembly. NCBI's taxonomy places the organism in Eukaryota, Viridiplantae, Streptophyta, Magnoliopsida, Brassicales, Brassicaceae.
AGAUAGCGAAGAAGACUCAAACAAAAAAAAAUGGAAGCAAUGCUUUCUCAUCAGCACUUUCCCUCCUCCGCCAUUCGACGGCGGCUCUGUCCGUUAAACCUCCACAAUAGACUUACCAGACCCUCUUCUUGUCUUCCUCUUCGUGCUCAAAAGUCUGGAAUCACGGAGGGUUCCGAUUCGGCAUUGGAGGGUAAAGUAAGUGAUCUAAAGAUUAGUGAGCAAGAAGUGGGAAUGUACCAGAAUGAAGUAGUUGAGAGUCAAGGUAUAAGAAUUAGGAGAAGACCACCUACUGGACCUCCCUUGCAUUACGUUGGACCUUUUGAGUUCCGCCUCCAGAACGAGGGUAACACGCCUCGUAAUAUCUUGGAAGAGAUCGUAUGGCAUAAGGAUAAAGAAGUUGCUCAGAUGAAAGAGAGGAAGCCACUUUAUACCUUGAAGAAGGCUCUUGAUAAUGUUCCUCCUGCUAAAGACUUCAUUGGUGCUCUUAGAUCGGCUCAUCAAAGAACAGGGUUGCCGGGUUUAAUAGCUGAGGUUAAGAAAGCUUCUCCAAGCAGAGGAAUCCUGAGAGAGGAUUUUAACCCGGUUGAAAUUGCACAAGCUUAUGAGAAGGGUGGAGCAGCAUGUCUUAGUGUUUUGACAGAUGACAAAUACUUCAAGGGAAGCUAUGAGAACCUGCAAGCUAUAAGGGAAGCUGGUGUAAAGUGCCCUUUGCUAUUGAAAGAGUUCAUUGUUGAGGCAUGGCAGAUAUACUAUGGUAGAAGUAAAGGCGCCGAUGCAGUUUUGUUGAUCGCUUCUGUGUUACCUGACCUUGACAUCAAAUACAUGAUUAAGAUUUGCAAAAUACUUAAAAUGGCUACACUUGUGGAGGUUCAUGACGAAAGGGAGAUGGAUCGUGUUCUUGCAAUUGAAGGAGUCGAGCUCAUUGGCAUCAAUAACCGUAACCUUGAAACAUUUGAGGUAGAUCUUGGUAUCACAAAGAAGCUACUUGAGGGAGAGCGUGGCGAAUUGAUCCGUCAAAAAGACAUCCUUGUGGUUGGAGAAUCUGGGUUAUUCACUCCCGAAGAUAUUGCCUUUGUUCAAGAAGCCGGCGUCAAAGCAGUUCUAGUCGGUGAAUCUCUUAUUAAACAAAGUGAUCCGGGGAAGGCAAUCAGCUCCCUUUUUGGAAGAGAUAUCUCAGAGUGAGCUCCGAGUAUAAACUUUUUGUAUAGAGAAAUCUUCAUUGUGUCUCCAUUGAAGUCUCUUCUUUUAAAAAAUAAUGCUCAAGUGUGCAGGGACUUUUUGCCUUUACAGAAAUGUCCAGUUAUUUUUGUUUCUUGUCAUGCAUGCACAUUAUGUACUUAAAAUUUACCUAAUCAAAUGUCAAAUCUUGG